AUGGCUUCCUACGAGAAGAACGGUUACGACGUCGAAUACCAGUAUCCUGUCACCGAGGGCGAAAAGCACGACUCGGUGGUCGGCCCGGACGCCCCAGGGGCCGUUCACGGAGAGUCCUUUGACAUUGGGGACUCCACCUAUGCAAAACUUCAACGUCUUGCAGCCCGGUUCCAUAUUGAACAGCGAGGUAUUGAGCGAGUUCCUGAGGAUGAGCGGACGGACAAGAGUACUUUCAAAGUCGGCACCAUGUGGCUUGCUGCCAACAUGGUUGUCUCUUCCUUCGCCAUUGGCGUCCUCUCUGUGCCCGUCUUCGACCUCGGCUUUGUCGACUCGGUGCUCACCAUUUUCUUCAUCAACUUGCUGGGAAUCUUGCCCGUCUGCUUUUUCUCCACCUUUGGUCCUCGAUUCGGCAUGCGCCAGAUGAUCCUCGCGCGCUUUUGGUUUGGGUAUUACGAUGUCAAGAUAUUUGCCGUCUUCAACUGUCUGGCGUGUCUUGGCUGGUCUUCUGUCAACAUCAUUGUGGGUGCCCAAUUCCUCCGUGCCGUCAACGAUAACAUACCAUCGGCGGUUGCGAUUAUCAUUCUUGCCGCGGGAACCUUCUUCAUCACCCUCUUCGGCUACAAGGUGGUGCACUUCUACGAGAUGGUGUCCUGGGUUCCGUGCUUUAUCAUUCUCCUCAUCACCUUGGGAGAGUUUGCUCGUCGGGGUGACUUUGUCAACAUCCCCAUGGGCAGCGGCGAAGGCGAGGCAGGCUCCAUCUUGUCCUUUGCUGCUUCAAUUUUCGGAUUUGCCACAGGCUGGUCUGCCUACGCCAGCGACUACACAUGCUAUCAACCUGUCAAUACGUCACGGACCAAGGUCUUCUUCUACGUCUUCUGCGGCCUGCUCUUCCCUCUGUGCUUCACCCAGAUGCUCGGCGCGGCCAUUGCUACAGCGAUCCCCACGCAUCAGUCGUACGCGGACGCCUACGCCAAGAAUGCCGUGGGAGGUCUUUUGCAUGAGGUCCUUGUUCCGCGCCUGGGUGGCUUUGGGGAAUUCUGCCUGGUCAUCUUGGCUCUUUCGACGCUCGCCAACAACGCACCUAACAUUUAUUCUCUCACGUUCUCUUUGCAACUCCUGACCCACUAUGCGCAGAGAGUCCCGCGAUUCCUUUGGACCCUGAUCGGAACCGUCAUCUACUGUGCCAUAGCCAUCCCAGGUUUUAGCCAUUUCGAAUCAGUGCUGGAGAACUUUAUGCUGGUGAUUGGCUACUGGCUCGCCAUUUACGAAGGCAUCGCUCUGCCAGAACACUUCAUCUACAAGGGCGGGUUCUCCGGCUAUGUUCCGGAGAAUUACGACCAGCCGAAGAAGCUGCCUCCUGGCAUUGCUGCAUUGACUGCAUUCCUCUUCGGCGUGUUCGGUGCUGCGAUGGGAAUGGCUCAGGUGUGGUACAUCGGCCCCAUUGGCAAGCUGAUUGGAAUCGGGUACGGUGGUGACAUUGGUUUCGAGCUGGCCUUUGCGUUCACCGCGGUGACAUAUAUACCACUCAGAUGGUUGGAAAGGAGAUAUUUCCACCGAUAG
Fonsecaea erecta is the source of this 1560-nucleotide messenger RNA. RefSeq lists its product as hypothetical. The coding region runs from base 1 to 1560 and encodes 519 amino acids. Gene Ontology annotation, molecular function: transmembrane transporter activity. The record is from RefSeq and is a predicted model, not a curated record. Gene Ontology annotation, cellular component: plasma membrane; fungal-type vacuole membrane. The transcript is spliced from 2 exons. Lineage: Eukaryota; Fungi; Ascomycota; Eurotiomycetes; Chaetothyriales; Herpotrichiellaceae. Gene Ontology annotation, biological process: transmembrane transport.